AGUGGUGUUUUGCAGAAAUUAUCAGUUGCAUUUCGCUCUCCACUGUUAACAGUAUCAAAAUGAAAAUAUUUAUUUGUGUGUUGUCGGCAGUGUCCCUUGCAAGCGCAGGACACUUGAGUGGUGGAUACGGUGGCGGUCUUGGUGGUGGCCUCGGUGGUGGAUAUGGUGGUGGAUACGGUGGCGGCCUUGGAGGUGGACAUGGCGGAUGGUCCGGAGGACUCGGAGGUCUCGGUGGCGGCCUUGGAGGUGGACAUGGCGGAUGGUCCGGAGGACUCGGCGGUCUCGGUGGGGGCCUUGGAGGUGGACAUGGCGGAUGGGCCGGAGGAUCAGGAGGUCUCGGUGGCGGCCUUGGUGGUGGACAUGGUGGAUGGGCCGGAGGAUCAGGUGGUCUCGGAGGUGGCCUUGGGGGCGGAUGGGCCGGUGGUCUUGGUGGCGGCUAUGGCAAAUCAUUAGGAGGAUAUGGAGGUGGAUACGGAGGUGGAUACGGAGGUGGAUACGGAGGUGGAUACGGAGGCGGAUACGGUGGUGGAUAUGGCGGUGCAACUAAGAUCAUCAAAGUAAUAUCAGUUGGACAUGGAGGCGGCCUCGGUGGUGGAUAUGGAGGUGGACUCGGUGGUGGAUACGGAGGAGGACUUGGUGGUGGAUACGGUGGCAAACUCGGAGGCGGCUAUGGCGGAGGAUAUGGUGGCGGCUAUGGCGGUGGUUAUGGCGGUGGUUACGGAGGUGGCCUCAAGUCAGGAUGGUGGAAAAAGUAAAUCCGUUGUUUGUUAUAAAUUUCCCAUUAUGUCUUCUAUUGAAUAAAAUUUUGUAGAUACUUUUUGUA
Messenger RNA from Hermetia illucens (black soldier fly), 823 nucleotides. Its product is annotated as glycine-rich cell wall structural protein-like. Lineage: Eukaryota; Metazoa; Arthropoda; Insecta; Diptera; Stratiomyidae. The transcript has a single exon. Bases 60 to 755 code for a protein of 231 amino acids. The record is from RefSeq and is a predicted model, not a curated record.